AUGUCCGUCCCACGUCUCUCCCGGUCCCUUGCUCGACUGCCUCUCCUUGAUGCGGCACAUGUGUCUUGCUCUCGCUAUAGCGUCACCAUCCGAAGUCUAGCUACCGAGGUUCCCUCCAGUGCACUGGACGACUCGCCUUCGUCGUACACUUCCCGCACUCCUGCCGUCGACCAGAGGAAAUUGACGCAUCUGAAGCGUCGGACUCGGGGCGGUCAGAAUCUUACAAAGCGGUUCAAACGUUUGGAGCGCGCAGUCCGCGGGAAGGCUUCCUAUGGACGUGAUAUCCAAGAGCUCGAACGGUCCAGCGCUGUGCCGGACCCUGCACCAUACACAGAGGAGGAAAGCACCCAGCAGGCAAGCUCAAGGACAGAUACAGGUGCAGGGACCAACACGCGGCGUAUAUUCCGAGGUUUCUUUGUGCCGGAACCCCCCAAGCCACCUGCAGACGAUGAAUGCUGCAUGUCCGGCUGCGCAGUCUGUGUAUACGACCUUUACGAUGAAGCUCGACAAGACUAUAUACAAGCCAUUGACACGCUUCGCGCUGAGCUGAGCAAGCAGGGCGUCGAGAAGAGCGAGUGGCCUGCCGACAUACGAGGAGACGUGCGGGAUAGUGACCCGACUCCUGCACCGAGGUCGAGUGCAAGUGUCACCCUUAGUGCAUUCGAACAACUUGAGCUGGCACUCAAAGCGAAGCGUGAGAGGGACACGUCCAGAUCAAGCACGAACGUCGCCCAAGUAGGCAGCGAGGGUUAG
Messenger RNA from Dichomitus squalens LYAD-421 SS1, 753 nucleotides. RefSeq lists its product as uncharacterized. The coding region runs from base 1 to 753 and encodes 250 amino acids. Gene Ontology annotation, cellular component: mitochondrion. The record is from RefSeq and is a predicted model, not a curated record. The transcript is spliced from 2 exons. NCBI's taxonomy places the organism in Eukaryota, Fungi, Basidiomycota, Agaricomycetes, Polyporales, Polyporaceae.